This is a messenger RNA of Microdochium trichocladiopsis, 1069 nucleotides long. RefSeq lists its product as uncharacterized. The coding region runs from base 167 to 706 and encodes 179 amino acids. Lineage: Eukaryota; Fungi; Ascomycota; Sordariomycetes; Xylariales; Microdochiaceae. The transcript is spliced from 2 exons. The record is from RefSeq and is a predicted model, not a curated record.
GCUGCCACUCUCCCCUCUGUCCUGUCGUUGAAGCUCGUCUUCGCCCUCGUACCCAUCACAAUCAACGUCAUCUCGAGCGCUCCAACAACUCGCGUCUGUAUUCUGCGGCUUUGCAGAUCGAGACGCCGACAAAGAGUAACGGCCUGGAUACGCGGGACGUCCAGUGAUGUUAGAUGGCUCCCGGAUGCCCACGCCGCGAUCCCAACCCAAGAGCAGCAAUAGCCCCUGGGCCCGGACUUGCAAGACAUCGCUGCGGACGCCAUGCUCGCAGCUCACCACCAGGAUCGGGUACUACCUGCACGACAACAAGCUCGUGGCGUCUCAUCGGCGACACUCGCUGGUCACGCCAACCCUCCGACGAAAGCUAUGCCCGAUGACCCUCCGUCUCUUGUUAGCGACCGAUCUGAUGACGGCUACCAGUCUGACGGCAGCGACGAGUCUGCCAACUUCAAGUCUAUCAUCCGCAAGCAUGAUAGCGACAGGGCUGCUCGCGCUCAGCUUGGCAUCGUCGAUUCUUAUAUCGACGAGUCUGCCAUCGAUGAUAGUGAUAACAGUUCGGACUGGGAGGACGAACCUUCUGGUCCCAAUCCGAGUGCGGAUAAUCAACUGGUCUUCAAUCGUGUUGGCCCAACGCCGAACGUCACCUUACAGCCAUCUCGUCCAUCUCUUCUCAGCCUCAUGUUCGCGGAUGAAGGCCAGCACAUGAAGGCUCACAGCAGCCGCCCGUUAAGGCGGAUGCUUGCUUCGCCUCAGCACUCCCAAACGGUGCAAAACCCGUCGACCAUUAGCAACUCGCCGGACGACUUCGACGAGGGCAUCCAGAUGAAGAAGGUCAAGCGCGAGCCUAUUCGGAUCACGAUCAUCAACAAGAUUCAUCCUUCCACCGCAGUUUCCAUCCCCGCCUGUGCACAGCCCAUCUCCCGUCGCGCCACACGCCGCAACAUGCUGGGGGCCGAGCUCACCGUGUCCCUUCGCCGCCAGCUCCUCUGGGAGAGGCAGCAGAAGACCUCGACGGCAAAUGCCGUGCUCAAGAGGCGACACACUUCGCACGAUGUUGCUAACCUGAAGC